Talpa occidentalis (Iberian mole) is the source of this 1829-nucleotide messenger RNA. RefSeq names its product hydroxymethylbilane synthase (gene HMBS). The record is from RefSeq and is a predicted model, not a curated record. The transcript is spliced from 14 exons. Gene Ontology annotation, biological process: heme biosynthetic process. NCBI's taxonomy places the organism in Eukaryota, Metazoa, Chordata, Mammalia, Eulipotyphla, Talpidae. Bases 552 to 1586 code for a protein of 344 amino acids. Gene Ontology annotation, molecular function: hydroxymethylbilane synthase activity. Gene Ontology annotation, cellular component: cytoplasm.
UGGGUCCGAGUAGUUUUUAAAGUUACCCUGAGGGUUGAGUGAAGGGAACCCCAUUCCUGCGGCAGUCUAGGUGGGGUUCACGCUAGGCGUGGUGUCCCCGGCUCUAGUUUAGUGUCCCAGCCCAGGAAAGUUCUUCUUUCAGAACUGAGCGCUUAUUCCCCUGGACCCUUGGUCACGAGACCGGGCCGGGGAAAGAGGCGACCACCUUCAUGGAAAAUGUUCCACUUUGGAUCCCGAGAGGAAAACAUACCAAGACUCCAAGCUGCACGCAAACAUCCUGAAACAGCCUUCUCCCUCCCUUUUUUUUCCGUUUAAACCGUCACCCAGUCCCAGUCUACUCUCAAAGUCCCCAGCUGAGACACACGUUAGGGUUACUGUGGUGGGUGGGAGGGGGCCACCCUUGGGGCUUCCUAUUCUAGCCAGCCGCUGGAGCUUUGGACUUGUGCGAAUGCAAAUUACAGUCUGUGGCGAUCACUGCCAGCCUGAGAUAAGAAAGAGAUGGGGCAGCUGCUUAUCUCCCCGUUAGCCUGCUGGAAGAAAACAAUCCAAAGAUGAGAGUGAUUCGUGUGGGUACCCGUAAGAGCCAGCUGGCGCGCAUACAGACGGAUAGUGUGGUGGCAACGCUGAAAGCCUUAUAUCCCAGCCUGCAGUUUGAAAUCAUUGCGAUGUCCACCACAGGGGACAAGAUUCUUGAUACUGCACUCUCUAAGAUUGGAGAGAAGAGCCUGUUUACCAAGGAGCUGGAACACGCGCUGGAAAGGAAUGAGGUGGAUCUGGUUGUUCAUUCCCUGAAGGACCUGCCCACUGUGCUUCCUCCUGGCUUCACCAUUGGUGCCAUCUGCAAGCGAGAGAACCCCUAUGAUGCUGUUGUCUUUCACCCAAAAUUUGUUGGGAAGACGCUAGAAACCUUAUCAGAGAAGAGUGUCGUGGGAACCAGCUCCCUGCGGAGAGCUGCCCAGCUGCAGAGAAAGUUUCCACAUCUGCAGUUCAAGAGUAUUCGGGGAAACCUCAACACACGACUUCGGAAGCUGGAUGAGCAGCAGGAGUUCAGUGCCAUCGUCCUGGCUGUAGCAGGCCUGCAGCGCAUGGGCUGGCAGAACAGGGUGGGACAGAUCCUGCAUCCUGAGGAAUGCAUGUAUGCUGUGGGUCAGGGGGCCCUGGGCGUGGAAGUUCGAGCUAAUGACCAGGACAUCUUGGAUCUGGUGGGGGUGUUGCAUGAUCCUGAGACUCUGCUUCGCUGCAUCGCUGAACGGGCCUUCCUGAGGCAGCUGGAAGGAGGCUGCAGUGUGCCAGUGGCAGUGCAUACUGUUAUGAAGGACGGGCAACUGUACCUGACUGGAGGAGUCUGGAGUCUGGACGGCUCAGAUAGCAUGCAAGAAACCAUGCAAGCCACCAUUCAUGUCCCUGCCCAGCAUGAAGAUGGUCCAGAGGAUGAUCCACAGCUGGUGGGCAUCACUGCCAGGAACAUUCCACGAGGAGCCCAGCUAGCUGCUGAGAACUUGGGCAUCAGCCUGGCCAACUUGUUGCUGAACAAAGGAGCCAAGAACAUCCUGGAUGUUGCACGACAGCUUAAUGAUGCCCAUUAACUGGUCUGUGGGGCGCAGGUGUCUGGACUGCCACUGUCAAGUGCCUACAUCCCAGUCGUCCGUGCCCCAUUUUCACUGCUAACUGGGUAGUGACUACCCCAGGGGAUCGAACUGCAGGGUCAGAGACCUCGAGGGACUUGCCUCUUGCCCCAUCACUAGGUGGGGGCUUCAUCUCCUUAGAGAUAAAGUCCAAACCACAAGUUUGAAUGUAACUAACUCUACUAAUAAAUCAGCUCUGAAGGU